Messenger RNA from Apiotrichum porosum, 4440 nucleotides. RefSeq lists its product as uncharacterized. The record is from RefSeq and is a predicted model, not a curated record. Gene Ontology annotation, cellular component: membrane. The transcript has a single exon. NCBI's taxonomy places the organism in Eukaryota, Fungi, Basidiomycota, Tremellomycetes, Trichosporonales, Trichosporonaceae. Gene Ontology annotation, biological process: transmembrane transport. Gene Ontology annotation, molecular function: ABC-type transporter activity; ATP binding; ATP hydrolysis activity. Bases 1 to 4440 code for a protein of 1479 amino acids.
AUGGCACCUCCCCCCGUGCCCCCCGACUCCCAGUCCGACUCCCAGUCGGACCCCAAGAUCGAGCCCCAGUCGGACCCCAAGAUCGACCCCCACGUGCCACCCGACUCCCAUCCCCACCCCAAGAUCGACGACACGAUCGAGCUGGAUGCCAUUGCCCGCAUCGCGUCCCGCCUGCGCUCGCCCUCGCUGUCGCGGCACCCGACGACGCACGAUGCGGCCGCCGAGCAGAUGAAGAACGACCCGCGGCUUGACCCCGACAGCAAGGACUUUGACCACUACCGCUGGGCGCAGACGGUGCUGCAGUCGGUCAGCCGCGCGGGCAUCGAGUUCCAGGAGCAGGGCGUGGCGUUUGCCGACCUAAGCGUAUCGGGCUCGGGAUCGUCGCUGCAGUUCCAGCAGACGGUGGUGACGACGCUGCUGACGCCGGCGCGCAUGCUGGCGGAUGCGCUGCCGGGACGUCGGCGCGACCAGGCCAACAGCCGCACACGCAUCCUGCGCAGCUUUGACGGCGUGUUGCACAGCGGCGAGCUGCUGCUGGUGCUGGGCCGGCCGGGCAGCGGCUGCACGACGUUCCUCAAGACGCUGUGCGGCCACCUGAACGGGCUCACACUGGCGCCCGAGAGCCGCAUCACGUUCCGCGGCAUCGACUUCAAGCGCAUGAUCACGCAGUACCGUGGCGAGAUCACGUACAACCAGGAGAUCGACCAGCACUUCCCGCACCUGACCGUCGGCGAGACGCUGGCCUUUGCGGCGUCGGCACGCGCGCCGCAGCAGCGGCCCGACGGCAUGUCGCGGCCCGAGUAUGUCGACAUGAUCGUCAAGGUGAUCAUGGCCGUGUUCGGGUUGUCGCACACGUACAACACCAAGGUGGGCGACAACUUUGUGCGCGGCGUCAGCGGCGGCGAGCGCAAGCGCGUCAGCAUCGCCGAGAUGUUCCUAUCGCGCACGCGCAUCGGCGCCUGGGACAACAGCACGCGCGGUCUGGACUCGGCUUCGGCGCUGCAGUUUGUGCGCUCGUUGCGGCUGGCGGCAGACAUGGGCCGCUCGUGCCACGCCGUCGCCGCGUACCAGGCGUCGCAGCCCAUGUAUGACCAGUUCGACAAGGUGGUGCUGCUGUACGAGGGCCACGAGAUCUUCUACGGACCGUGCGACCGCGCGGUGGCCUACUUCACGGAGAUGGGCUGGGACCGCGACCCGCAGCAGGUGUCGCCCGACUUCCUGACGGCCAUCACUAACCCCGACGAGCGCCGGCCGCGACCUGGCAUGGAGGCGCACGUACCGCGCACGGCCACCGAGUUUGCCGAGAUCUGGAAGAACAGCUCCGAGCGCCGCCAGUUGCUGCAGGCCAUCGCCGACCACACGGAGCAGUUCCCCAUCGACGGCGACGGGGCGCGCGACUUCCAGGCCAACCACGUCCGGCAGCAAGCUCGCCACACACGGCCCGUCAGCCCGUACCUGCUGUCCGUGCCCAUGCAGGUGCGGCUUUGCCUGCGGCGCGCCUUCCAGCGCAUGCGCAACGACCUGCCGACCACGCUGUCGACGGUCAUCGUGCAGAUCGUGCUGUCGCUGAUCAUCGGCUCUGUGUUCUACAACACGCCCGACACAACCGCCGCCUUCUUUCAGAGGGGCGGAGUCAUCUUCUUCGCCGUGCUGAUGAACGCUCUCAUCACCAUCAACGAGAUCAUGCAGCUGUACAGCCAGAGACCGAUCGUGCAGAAGCAAGCGCGCUACGCGUUCGUGCACCCCUUUACCGAGUCGCUGGCCAGCGUGCUCAUCGACCUGCCCAUCAAGCUGUUCCGCUGCUCCAUCUUCAGCAUCGUGCUGUACUUCAUGGCCAACCUGCGCCGGGAGCCCGGACCCUUCUUCAUCUUCUAUCUGUUCCUCAUCACCGCCAUCCUGACCAUGUCGGGCAUCUUCCGCAGCCUGGCGGCCGCCACCAAGACCGUCAGCCAGGCCAUGGGGCUCGCGGGCAUCCUCGUCAUCUGCAUCGUCGUCUACACUGGCUUCACGCUGCCGCAGACGUACAUGAAACCGUGGUUCGCGUGGAUGCGCUGGAUCAACCCCAUCUACUACACCUUUGAGGCACUGAUGACCAACGAGUUCCACGGCAUGGAUUUUGCCUGCGCGCAGUUCAUCCCGCCCAACCCCACGGGCAGCGCCUUCAUCUGCUCGGCCGUGGGCGCCGUGGCUGGCCAGCAGAGCGUGUCAGGCGACCGCUUCCUGGAGGGCAACUACGGCUACUCGUACGCGCACCUGUGGCGCAACUACGGCAUUCUCCUGGCGUUCAUGGUCGCCUUCCACGUGUUCUACCUGGCGGCUACCGAGUUCAACAAGGGCGACGAGUCCAAGGCCGAGGCGCUGGUGUUCCGACCGGGCCACGCGCCGGCGGCGCUGCGACAGGGCGGCGACGACGCUGAAGCGCUGGCCAAAGCAAACAUCAACGACACGGUUGGGCCGGGCAACGCGGCCGGGCCGAUUCACCUGCCCGAGCAGACGGACAUCCUGAUGUGGCAGGGUUUGCAGUACGACAUCCCCGUCAAGGAGGGCACGCGGCGGCUGCUGGACGACGUCAACGGCUGGGUCAAGCCGGGCACGCUGACGGCACUGAUGGGCGUGUCCGGCGCGGGCAAGACCACACUGCUGGACGUGUUGGCGCAGCGCGUGUCCAUUGGGGUGGUCAGCGGCGACAUCCUGAUCAACGGCCGCCUACCGACGUCGAGCUUCCCGCGCCGCACCGGCUACGUGCAGCAGCAGGACCUGCACCUGGAGACGACUACAGUGCGCGAGGCGCUGCGCUUCAGCGCCGUGCUGCGCCAACCCCGCGCCACGAGCAUCGCCGACAAGCACGCGUACGUCGAGGAGGUCAUCACGAUUCUGGGCAUGCAGGACUUUGCCGAGGCCGUGGUGGGCUCGCUGGGCGAAGGCCUCAACGUUGAGCAGCGUAAGCUGCUGAGCAUCGGGGUCGAGCUGGCCGCCAAGCCCACGCUGCUGAUCUUCCUGGACGAGCCCACCAGCGGGCUCGACUCGCAGAGCUCGUGGACAAUCUGUACGUUCCUGCGACGUCUGGCCGACAGCGGGCAGGCCGUGCUGGCAACCAUUCACCAGCCCAGCGCGCUGCUAUUCCAGACAUUUGACCGCCUGCUGUUCCUGGCAAAGGGAGGCCGCACCGUCUACUUUGGCGACAUUGGCCCACAGUCAGCGACACUGCUGGACUACUUUACGCGCUUUGGCGCGCGGGCCUGCGGUGAGAUGGAGAACCCCGCCGAGUACAUCUUGGAGAUGGUGUCGGGCGAUGGUGCGGUCGACAUUGACUGGGUCAGCAGCUGGAACGGCAGCUCUGAGCGCGUUGAGGUGCUCGCCGAGCUGGGCCGGCUGCGCGCACUGGCCGACCGCCCGGACGGACCGCACCUUAACGAGGACGGCUCACCCAUGGACAAGACUGCGAUGCGCGAUAUGGAGAAGGAGUUCGCGCUGCCCUUCCACAGCCAGUUCCGCUACGUGGCCAUGCGGGCCUUCCAGCAGUACUACCGCCAGCCCGAGUACAUCUACGCCAAGUUCCUGCUAGGCAUCGUCACCAGCCUCUUCAUCGGCUUCUCGUUCUGGAAGGCCGACUCGUCUGUGCAGGGCUUCCAGAACGCCAUGUUCAGCAUCUUCUUACUGUGCACCAUCUUCUCGACACUUGUCAACCAGAUCAUGCCCAAGUUCGUUCUGCAGCGCGAGCUGUAUGAGGUGCGCGAGAAGCCGUCGCGCGUCUACUCUUGGCAGGCCUUCAUCCUGUCGCAGGUCCUCGUCGAGAUCCCGUGGCAAGUUCUGUUGGGCAUCUGCGCUUGGGCCUCGUUCUACUUUGCCGUGUUUGGCGUCAGCGGCUCGCCCGAGAGCCAGGGCCUGACACUCAUCUUCGUCGUGCAGUUUUACAUCUACGCCGCCAGCAUGGCCCAGAUGGUCGUCGCCGCUAUUCCGGAUCCAGCGCUCGGCGCCAUGCUCGCCAUGCUCAUGUUCGGUCUGUCCUUCAUGUUCAACGGCGUCAUGCAGCCGCCCUCGGCGCUGCCUCGCUUCUGGAUCUUCAUGUACCGCGUAUCGCCUUUCACCUACUACAUCGGCGGCAUCAGCGGCACCGCGCUGCACGGCCGCGAGGUUACCUGCUCGGCGGCCGAGCUCAGCGUGUUCGACCCGCCGGCCAUGCAGACGUGCGGCCAGUACCUUGCGCAGUUCCUCGAGGUGGCGCCCGGCCGACUGUACAACCCCGACGCCACGGCCAGCUGCGAGUACUGCUCCAUGUCCAGCGCGGACCAGUACCUGGCGGCGCGCGAGAUCUACUACACAGACCGGUGGCGCGACUACGGCAUCUUCUGGGCGUACUUUGUGUUCAACGUCUUCGGCACAGUGACCACGUACUACAUCUUCCGUGUCAAGGUGUGGCGGAAGAAGGGGGCAAAGUGA